Spinacia oleracea (spinach) is the source of this 2170-nucleotide messenger RNA. Its product is annotated as L-ascorbate oxidase homolog. NCBI's taxonomy places the organism in Eukaryota, Viridiplantae, Streptophyta, Magnoliopsida, Caryophyllales, Amaranthaceae. The transcript is spliced from 8 exons. The record is from RefSeq and is a predicted model, not a curated record. The coding region runs from base 377 to 1999 and encodes 540 amino acids. Gene Ontology annotation, molecular function: oxidoreductase activity; copper ion binding.
UCGCUUCGCACAAAGCCACAACAAAUGUUAAAAAAAUGUAAAUUUGGCAAGCUUCAAACUACGACUUUAACCCAAGUUGAUCGAUGCGCACAUAUUUUUAGUGAGUAAACAACACUACAAGCAACAAAGUUUUUAUAAUUUUUUAAGCAUUGCCGACUUUAUCAAAACCAUGAAGUACGGCUUUUGAUCGACUCUAUGGAUUGCUGGCCAUUAAAUUUGUCUAGGAGAGUUCCCGGUAACUACAUACUUGUAUCUUCAUUUGUAUUCCCAUAUAUAAUCUCCUCCCUCCUUUACAAACAAGGAGAUUGAUCCAACUAUUCUCCUAUAAUAAUAAGCUUAGAUUUAUUAGAACAAUUGAUCAAUCCCGCCUCAUCAAAUGGGACAUGUAUCGGUCCUGUCUUUAUUCCUCGGAAGUUUAGCUUUGUCGAGUAUUUUCGGAAUUCAAGCAGAAAGUCCGUAUGUAUAUCUCACUUGGAGAAUUACAUACGCAACAAUAUAUCCGGGGAAUUUCCCUCCUCAAAGGGGAAUUCUUAUAAAUGGGCAAUUUCCGGGUCCAACAAUUGGUGUCAACACCAAUGACAAUCUCAUCAUCACUAUUAUUAAUGAUUUGGACGACCCAUUUCUAAUGACAUGGAACGGAAUUUGGCAGAGGAAGAACUCGUGGCAAGAUGGGGUACUCGGAACCAACUGUCCUAUUCCUCCAAGGAGUAACUACACGUACACGAUGCAAGUCAAGGAUCAAAUUGGUACAUACAUGUACUUUCCUUUCACAUUGAUGCACCGUGUUUCCGGUGGUUUUGGUUCCAUCAAUGUUUACAGAAGAUCUGUCAUUGCUCUUCCUUAUCCUGAACCAGCUGGUGAACACACUCUACUUAUUGGAGACUGGUACAAAACUGACCACAAGGUACUCCAAAAGAGGCUAGACAAUGGAUAUGGAAUGCCAAUGCCUGAUGGCCUACUUAUUAACGGCCUACAAAACUUCAGUACUGAUAGAGUCUACACUGGUCAAGCAGGAAAAACCUACUUGUUUCGUGUUGCGAAUGUAGGGAUCAUGACUUCAAUCAACGUUAGGAUUCAGGAUCAUACAAUGAAGCUUGUCGAGGUUGAGGGUUCUCAUGUCCUACAAGAAACAUACGAAUCACUUGAUGUUCAUCCAGGCCAAUCCUUAACUUUCUUGGUAACUCUUAAUGGUGUAAUCAAAGACUAUUACAUUGUUGCAUCCACUCGUUUCACGAGGCCAAUUCUCAGUACCACUGCAACCCUCCAUUAUGAUGGUUCGAUUAUUACUGCUACCGGUCCUUUGCCUAGCGCCCCUGCUUUUGAGGUGCACGGCUCCAUGAAACAAGCUAGAACUUUCAGAAGGAAUCUUACCGCCAAUGCUGCAAGGCCGAACCCCCAGGGAUCAUUCCGAUAUGGGGAAAUAAACAUAACAAGAACACUUGUUUUGGGAAAUUCAGCUGAGAAGAUCAAUGGAAAGUUGCAGUACGGAGUAAACAAUGUUUCGUACGUGAACCCAACCACACCAUUGAAGCUUGCAGACUAUUAUAACAUUCCUGGUGUGUUCGACCUUAACACGAGUAGGGAUAAACCCACACCUGGUCCUAUGACCCAAGGCACCAUAGUUUAUGGCUUGGCUCUUCAUGAUUUUGUAGAAAUCAUCUUCCAAAACAACGAGGCCACCACCCAAUCUUGGCAUCUUGAUGGCUAUAACGUUUUUGUGGUCGGGUUUGGAUCAAGUGAAUGGACUCCGAAAAGAAGAUCAGAAUACAAUUUGGUUGACGCUGUCUCAAGAAGUACCGUCCAGGUGUUUAGAAACUCAUGGACAGCAGUGUUAGGAUCACUUGAUAACAAGGGAAUGUGGAAUUUGAGAUCAGCAAUAUGGCAUAGACAGUACUUAGGGCAGCAAGUUUAUCUGAGGGUGUGGAAUGAUGAAACCAGCCUCACCACAGAGUAUGACAUCCCUCCAAAUGCUCUCAAAUGUGGGAACGCUGCUAUUUAGUUUUUAUUUUUAGUUUUUGUAUCACUCUUAAAUUAAGCUAGAAUAUAACCAUAUAUAGUGUUAAUCCUUGGGGAACUCCAUAGACUGAUUGCACCAUUGUUAAAAUGUCACAACAUCUAUCUAUACUAUAUCUUAAAAAACGUUCAUAAGCACACUUAUGUGUUACGUGUC